GCCCCUGCCGCGCGCCCACGGGCACGGCGGCGUCCACCACCGGUCCUCCUUGGUCGGGUGCUUCGGCGGCAGGUACCGCCACCUGCAAGGCUUCGCGUGACGACCGCACGCACUGCGCCGGCGUGGUGUGGACACGUACGCAGCAGAGUGCGAGCCAUGUACAAACUUAUAGUAUGUGCCGUGUGCCACAGUACCGGUGCACCGUGUGCGCACGGGCACGUGGUCCAGAGCGCGAGUACGGCAGGGGCCGUGCACACGCGACCGGGGAUCUUCCGCUGCACGUGGUAUGGUUAGGACAUUUUUUGUUGGCGACGAGAAUGUAUGACAUGGUGGCAUUAAGACUUGUACUGAGAAGGAAACGAAAAGUUGUUGAUUGAUCUGCCAAGCAGUCGUCGCCGGUCUAUCUGCGAGUCUCGCUGAUCACACCACCAACACCAAGACGCACGUUUGACUCGCGGUUGGCGCUCGCCAAUACACAAGCACCGGCCCAGCCUCUCAGACCGACCCAGCGCUUCUCACUGUCCCGCUCACGUAAUCGUGCUACCAUCGACAAAGAUACAGUGCCACCGCCCGCGACGUGCCGGCCGGCCUGAUCGGGUGACCAUGAGCAGCAGCGCGGCCUCGUCCUCCUCGUCUCCGCCGCUGACGCCGCCGUCUCCGCUGCCGGUCAGCGUCGGCCCGGGACGCCGGCCGUACGCAUUCACGCCGUCCCCGUCCGCGUCGCCGCCCUUCUCUCCGCGUGACUUCGACGCCUCGCCGUCGCCGUCCCCGCUGCUAGCACGGCGGGCGGUGCGGUCCGAGCCGCGGCUGCUGCACUACUCCGCCUUCUCCAUGGACGCCGCCGCGUCCGCUCGCCGGGAGCAGCCGCCGGGAAGGCGGUUCGAUCUCGGAGCAUGGUGUUUUGAGUGGGUGCUGCUGCUGGUGCGCUGCUGCUGCUGCUGCUCUUGGAGGCCGGCGUCCAGGCAGCAGCUCUCCUAGUCGAUGACGAGAUGCGACCGCGAUAUGUGCCAAGCUUGCUGUGACUGUUUAUUCACGAGUGUUGAGACUUUGCUUUGUCGUUGUUGCGUUUGCGUCACUGUCCGUCCAGGAAAUGUUACGGUAACGGUAAUCAUAACCAGUGAACAUUCGCCGGAACGGAUGGCAAAAUUACGGAAAA
This is a messenger RNA of Hordeum vulgare subsp. vulgare (domesticated barley), 1156 nucleotides long. RefSeq lists its product as uncharacterized. The transcript has 2 exons. The record is from RefSeq and is a predicted model, not a curated record. The coding region runs from base 604 to 978 and encodes 124 amino acids. NCBI's taxonomy places the organism in Eukaryota, Viridiplantae, Streptophyta, Magnoliopsida, Poales, Poaceae.